GUAGCUUCUAGAGAAGUAGAGAUUGUACAUAAUAUAUAUAUAUCGGUAUAUCUAUAUAUUUAUACGUAUUGUUUACAGGGCAGAUGAUUCAAGAACGUAUACAUACGGUAAUGUGAAAAGCCCACCACGCCCAAGCAGCAGCCAUGGACUCGAUUUGGACUGCCUGCGAUUCUCGAGAAAAAAUCGUAGUUUGACUGUCUAAACCUGAGCAAGAAUGUUUUUCAUUCUCACUUUCGGAUCGACGCCUGGAUUUUGCGCAUAGCAGAUUUCAAUUCCGCAAAUGGAAGUGAAGAACGAGAAGAUUGUGAGGUUUUAUCCAGAUGGUAAACAGGAAAAGGGGUUUAUGCUGUUGGGGGGUAAAUCGAAUUCAGCUCAAGUGCUGUUGAAUUCUGAUGGUAAAUGUAAAAUCGGUGUUGGUAAAGUGCCGUUUAAGGAUCGAACGCCAUGUUAUAAACAUAUACUCGAUCCUGGGAGUGAAAUUGUCCUAAAUUGGAACAGAGUAUUCAUGGUUUCUUGCUUAUUAGCAUUGUUCAUCGAUCCAUUGUAUUUUUACUUACCAAGUAUAGGAGGAAACAAGAAUUCGUGGUGUGCGAAAACCGACUACAAGCUUCGAAUCGUGGCGACGUUUUUUCGAACAAUUGCCGACCUGUUCUAUCUCUUACAUGUAGUGAUUAAGUUUAGGACAGCCUAUGUUGCGCCGAGCUCGCGUGUUUUUGGCCGUGGCGAGCUCGUGAUGGACCCGAGGAAAAUUGCUCGAAGGUACAUUAGGACCGACUUCUUCAUUGAUGUUAUCGCUACAUUGCCUCUGCCUCAGAUUGUCAUUUGGUUCAUAAUUCCGGCGACGAGAAACCAUCACACGAAUCAUAACAACAACGCCCUUGCUUUGAUCGUGCUCUUUCAGUAUAUUCCGAGGUUGUAUCUAAUCUUCCCAUUAAGUUCGCAAAUUAUUAAAGCGACGGGAGUGGUCACUAAAACGGCGUGGGCUGGGGCGGCGUACAAUUUGCUACUCUAUAUGUUGGCAAGCCAUGUCUUGGGCGCAGCGUGGUAUGUUUUAUCCGUUGAUCGAUACUUGUCUUGCUGGAAAAAGAUAUGUCGGAGAGAAAAAAGCCCUACGGAAUGUUUGCUCGAAUAUUUGAACUGUGAUGGUCCGGACAGUCGAGGAGCACAACGUGACAUUUGGCUGCGAAACACAACCAUCUACCAAAGUUGUGAUCCGGAUGGCGAUAUUACAUUCAAAUUCGGGAUUUUUGAGAAUGCGGUUAAAAAGCAGGUUGUCUCGUCGACUUUUGUUCGCAAGUACUUCUAUUGCUUAUGGUGGGGAUUACAGAACUUAAGUUCGUAUGGGCAGAAUUUGUCGACGAGCACAUUCAUUGGCGAAACGUCGUUUUCGAUUCUCAUUGCCAUCUUGGGUCUCGUCUUGUUCGCGCAUCUUAUCGGAAAUAUGCAGACGUAUUUGCAAUCGCUGACGGUGAGGCUCGAGGAAUGGCGACUCAAGCGACGAGACACCGAAGAGUGGAUGCGGCAUCGACAGCUUCCCGAAGAUUUGAGGAGACGCGUACGGCGUUUCGUUCAGUACAAAUGGCUGGCAACACGAGGGGUUGACGAAGAAGCUAUUUUGCGCGGGUUACCCGCCGAUCUCAGCCGCGACAUUCAACGGCACCUAUGUUUAGACCUCGUCCGACGGGUCCCGUUCUUUUCGCAAAUGGACGACCAAUUGCUCGACGCAAUAUGCGAGCGUCUCGUUUCAUCCCUAAGCACUGAGCACACGUACAUUGUCCGGGAAGGUGACCCGGUGACGGAAAUGUUGUUCAUAAUCCGCGGACGGCUCGAGAGCUCGACGACGAACGGAGGUCGGACCGGGUUCUUCAAUUCGAUCAUGCUAAGGCCCGGAGAUUUCUGUGGCGAGGAGCUUCUCGCCUGGGCCCUCCUCCCGAAAUCGGCGUCGAAUCUUCCGUCGUCGACGAGGACUGUUAGGGCCCUCGUCGAAGUCGAGGCCUUCGCACUACGAGCCGAGGAUCUCAAGUUUGUCGCUAAUCAAUUCCGGCGACUCCACAGCAAGAAACUGCAGCAUACAUUUCGAUUUUACUCGCACCAUUGGCGGACGUGGGCGGCGUGCUUCGUUCAGGCCGCCUGGCGGAGGUACAAGCGGCGGGCGAUGGCCAAGGAUCUUUCUAGAAGAGAGUCGUUUGCCGCCGCGACGGAUGAGGGUAUUCCCGAAAAUGUUGACGUCGGGGAACGGGACGGAUCCGGCGAUGCCGAGACGGCGCCGGCGAUAAAAACUAACCUCGGGGUGACGAUAUUGGCGUCAAGAUUUGCCGCUAACACGAGGAGAGGAGCGCAGAAGAUCAAGGAUGUCGAUUUGCCGAAGAUGCCGAAGCCGGAGGAGCCCGAUUUCUCGGCGGAGCCGGAGGAUUAGUUACUUUUCCGGCCGGCGGACGGCCGGCGAUGGGGAUGUAGUUGAAAGAGUAUAACUUUUUGUGUACAAGUCGUGAUGCGUUGUGUACAAGAGAUAGAUGCGUGGUUGUUGUAACUAGUUUCGUUGUAUGAGCUGAGGCUUUCAUAGACAUAAUUCUUAUCUCAGACGCACGCACAUAUGUUUAUAUAUAUAAAUAUAUGGAGUGUAUUUUCUGAUCAAAAAAAAAAAUAUAUGGAGUGUAUUAAUCCCUUCAGAUUUAA
Andrographis paniculata is the source of this 2676-nucleotide messenger RNA. RefSeq names its product cyclic nucleotide-gated ion channel 17. The coding region runs from base 281 to 2416 and encodes 711 amino acids. Gene Ontology annotation, biological process: potassium ion transport; transmembrane transport. The transcript is spliced from 9 exons. Gene Ontology annotation, cellular component: membrane. Gene Ontology annotation, molecular function: voltage-gated potassium channel activity. NCBI's taxonomy places the organism in Eukaryota, Viridiplantae, Streptophyta, Magnoliopsida, Lamiales, Acanthaceae. The record is from RefSeq and is a predicted model, not a curated record.